Molecule: messenger RNA, 2323 nt
Organism: Cantharellus anzutake
Lineage: Eukaryota; Fungi; Basidiomycota; Agaricomycetes; Cantharellales; Hydnaceae
Exons: 9
Coding region: 297-1853 (518 amino acids)
Source: RefSeq, a predicted model, not a curated record
GAAUUACCAUUGCGGUGUUCGUUCGAAUCAUACAUCUUGACAUUGCAUUGCUGCCAACUCUCUAGACGUCGACUCUGGCUGAAAAUGUCCGGGGCCGAUUGAAAGGGCCAGAAUGAGGCAGAUGCAUUACAUGCAUAUGAAUUAGAUUCACCCAUGUUGCUAUUCUCCCUAGCUUCAGUAUCGUUUGCAUAAGCAGAGCUAGCUGAUUCUAUAUAUUCCCUUCACUGAGCUGGUGGUCUUUGUCCUUCUUCCCAACCCCCUUCGGACUCCCAAGACGCACUGCUAGCACGUCCUACAUGAUGAAUGGCCCUGUGAAUGAAAAUGGUGUAGAAGCACAUGGGCCGCUAGCACGCACAGGUCGGACCCUUAUACUUUGUUUUGACGGGACGAAUGAUCGUUAUGAUUCCGAGAACUCGAAUGUCGUCAAGCUAUUCUCGUUUCUUGCAAAGGGUGAUCCGAAUCAGCUAGUGUACUACCAGGCUGGUGUUGGAACAUACAACUUGGGUCCUCAAUUUAUUUCGAGUAUAGCUCGAUGGAUCGCGAGCACUGUCGAUCUUGCUGUUGCUUUCUCCCUCGGUGAACAUGUUAACGGCGGAUAUAAAUUCCUACAGGAUCACUACCAGGAUGGGGAUCGAAUCUGUUUAUUUGGGUUCUCGAGAGGCGCGUAUACGGCUCGAGCCCUUGCGGGGAUGCUAUACACUGUCGGGCUGCUCCCACCCGGCAUGUCCGAAGAAGUCCAUUUUUCCUAUGAGAUUUAUAAGAAUCAGACGGCAAGCGCGUCGUACAAGCGUGAUUUCUCACGUCCUGUCAAGAUUGAAUUUAUCGGGGUUUGGGAUACCGUGUCGUCCGUCGGAGCACUCAUCCCUCGUAUCCUUCCCUUCUCCAACGAUAACCACAUCACGAGGACUUUUAGACACGCUAUGAGCCUGGAUGAACAUCGCGCCGCCUUUCAGUGUAAUCCUUGGCAAAGGACUGUGGAUGGCCAACAGGGAAGUAGUGGGCCUCGCGUAGGAAUUUUAAGGACAAGCUUGUCGAUUCUAUGGAAGAGUCUGGUGUUCUCGAACUGGAGAAAGAAUUGGAGGGAAGGGGACCUGGAGAGCGGUGAGGGGCCUACUAACCCUGAACCACCUACGCAUGUGAAGGAAGUGUGGUUUGCUGGUUGUCAUUCAGACGUAGGUGGUGGGAGUGUCGCAAAUGACUCCAAAGUAGCACUCUCUAACAUUCCACUGAGGUGGAUGAUCAAAGAGAUCCUCGAGGCUGACACUGGCAUUAUCUUCAAUGACGAUCCACGUCUCGCUGAGCUUGGAAUUGUUCUGAAUCCACCUCCGAUCGUCACGGCGAAUAUCGCUGAAAGCACCAGCCAUGUAGACGAAAUGACACCCUUGCGUCCACGCAUGGAUGUUCACACUGCAACUCAAUACACGACUCCCGAUUCCACGCUUGAAUUUGUGCUGGCAAACAAGGAAAAUCUCACAGCUACGCGCGAGACCUUGCCCAAAGAUGCGGAUGCAAGGCUGGAACUCGAGGAUCUGCCGUCGAGGCAUUUACCCGAUGAUAUUCAUGAAGAAGACGUGAUCGCUCCUUUGCAUGACCAGCUGCGGGCGGAGCCGGGUUGGUGGAUAUUGGAGUUUCUUCCAUUCUUGCGCUCGAAGCAGAUGGCUGACGGGGAGUGGGUUAGCUACCCAAGGUUCGUUCGUUUUGAGGUGGGCUCAAAACCGGUUGAGACACUGAUCCGGAAAAAAAAACCGUAUGGGCAUCUAGGAUCAACCUCUUUAGAGGCCGCGAAAUCCCUCCUCCACCAGCUGAGGGCUCUCCUAAUUCGUCUUCUCAGCCAGGUGAUCAUCGCGGCGUGAACAUUUCCCCUUCUUGUACGCUCUUUCAUGUUUCGGUUCAAGCUAGGAUGAAUGCUCCUGCGACGGAAGUGUGUGGACAGCGAUCCUGGAGGACGCUUUGGUUGAAGAAGGAACCUUAUGCGCCUAGGGCGAAGUUACAUGGCCCCGUGAAGUUUGUGCGGUAGACGCGUUGAUGGCAGAUACUAACGUGUAUGUCUUGGCGAUGACUUUUCCGUCGUAAGAUUCAAUUUUUUUAAAAAUCUUUUCGUCAUUCUUUAGUUCCGGACCGCGUCUCUUCUGGUGUCGUUCAAUUGUUCGUGUUCUUUAUUCGUUCCAAUUGGAAAAAACAGAUGCGAAUGGCGCGUUCGAUCACAUAGGAAAACUUCUACCGACGUGAAAGCGCCGUCCGCCGGAAUGGCCCUCUGGCAGAGAUUUAGGCCAUUUUUUACGUUUCGUUCGAUCACCCGUUCAGAUCGAGUCCAUCGCGCUUU